Lucilia cuprina (Australian sheep blowfly) is the source of this 2816-nucleotide messenger RNA. It is a transcript of the gene tmod, whose product is annotated as tropomodulin. The coding region runs from base 637 to 2577 and encodes 646 amino acids. Gene Ontology annotation, molecular function: tropomyosin binding. NCBI's taxonomy places the organism in Eukaryota, Metazoa, Arthropoda, Insecta, Diptera, Calliphoridae. The transcript has 7 exons. Gene Ontology annotation, cellular component: myofibril. The record is from RefSeq and is a predicted model, not a curated record. Gene Ontology annotation, biological process: myofibril assembly; pointed-end actin filament capping.
GCAACGUCGGUAUCGAACUAAAAUUAUUUUCGUUUAAAUCUUCAACUCAUUUGUAAAUUUUAAAAUUUAACAUUUUCAAAGACGUCAUUUACAACAGGAUAUUUAAAAAAUAAUAAAAAUUUUCUUAAAAGUAUUUAAAAUGAAUUGAAAAUUUUUAAUUUUCUUCGUGUUUGUAACACAUUUUCUUUUCCAUCUGUUUUUUGCUGUCCAAAGAAAAUUUUGUUUGUGAUUUUUCGUUAUUUAUGACAAGCGAAGACUACGUAGACGGCGACAAAACGUUUUUCAAUUUCUUUCUUUGUUUUUCUGUCAUAAUUCGGGUUCUCUACAUAUAGGAUUUUUUUUCUCAGCAACAACAACAAUUACACAAAUUUUGUACACGAGAAAAACAAAGUGUCACAAUACUAAAAAUCGUGAGUAUAAAAAAAGGAAAAAAAAUCAAUUUGUAUAUACAUAACAUCAACCACCCUAAGGUUAAAUAAAUACAAGAACAAUAUAAAUAAUAGAAUAUUUUGAAAACGAAGAAAAACACAACGUCAAGAAAUUUUAAAUCAACAACAAAUAUAGAAUUAUAUACUUAAGUGUUUUUUGUGAUUUUUGAAAUCGAAAAUAUUAACAAACAAAAACUAAACCUACAACAUGUCUGAAAUGGAAGAUGUUAUGGCCACCGAGGAGCAAACUCCCUCCACUGAAAACCCUGCAGCUGAACCAGCUGAUGAAUCUACCAAGAAAACCGAGUUGGUGGACGAAACUAUGGAAAUUAUACCGGGGGAACAAAUAGUCACCGAAGGUGUCGAUGAGGAUGGCGACGAAGUGGAGGAGGUCACCCAAGUGACCCGGAAAGUUGUGAAGCGUACUAUGAAAAUUACUGAGACUUCAUCAACCACAAAAACUACAACAUUAACUACACCCGCCAAGUUGUAUGGCAAAGAUUUAAGUGAAUAUGAUGAAGUAGAUGUUGAAGCCUUAUUGGCACAAUUAUCACCUGAAGAAAUUAAUAUUUUGGCCAAAGAAGUUGAUCCUGAUGAUUCCUUCUUGCCACCAGAUCAACGUUGCAGUUAUGAAUGCACUAAGGAAUCUACCGGUCCCUUGAAUCGUAAAAAGCUUAUUGAACAUAUUAACAAACAGGCCAUAGAAACACCCGAUGAACCCGAAUUUGAACCCUAUGUUAAGGGUACGGUACGUGGUAAAAAAUGGGUACCACCACCACGGGAUGUACGUGAAAUGGAAGCUGAGGAAAAGAUUGCCAUCGAUAUGGGUGAAGAGUAUGAGCAGGCUUUGAGUGAUGCUACACAAGAGGAAAUUAUUGAUUUGGCUGCCAUUUUGGGUUUCCAUUCGAUGAUGAAUCAAGAUCAAUAUCAUGCCUCAUUGUUGAACAAAGGUCAACCAGUUGGUUUGGGUUGGGAUGGCAUCACAAAGUCUACACAACAAAAAGUUUAUCCCAUGGAUCCACCUAAUAAUACAGAUGUCGAUGAAUCGAUUAAACGUGUUAAGGAAGAUGAUUCUAAAUUGAUCGAACUGAAUUUAAAUAAUAUUAAGAACAUUUCUGAUGAGAAAUUGGAGCAAUUAAUUGAAGCACUGCCUCAAAAUGAACAUUUGGAAGUUUUGUCUUUGACAAAUGUGGGUCUAACCGAUAAGACUGCUUUAUUAUUGGCCGAGGCCAUUGAGAAAAGCAAAACCUUGAGAGUAUUAAAUGUCGAAACAAAUUUCAUAAGCCCACCUGUUAUAGUAAAAUUAGUUAAAGCCCUCCUUAAAUGUCGCACCAUUGAAGAAUUCAGAGCUUCUAAUCAGCGAUCACAAGUUUUGGGCAAUAAAAUUGAAAUGGAAAUCACGGAUUUAGUGGAAAAGAACACAUCACUGCUUAGACUGGGUCUUCAUCUUGAAUUCAAUGAUGCCCGUCAUAGAGUUGCUGCACAUUUGCAACGUAAUAUUGACAGAAGUGAAAGUGAUACAGAUUUAGUUAAAUCUUCAUCAUCACCACCACCAUUACAAUCAAUUCAACCAACAUUAACUCAACAAUCAGCUGCAUUUGAAAAUGAUAAAAUUCAAAUGGUUGAAUUAGCAACUUCAUCAUCUAAUGCAAAUUUAUUACAUAAUGAGAAUCAUAAUAAUGUAAAUAAUGAUCAUAAUACUCCGUUCGGCAAUAUUAAUAAUAACAAUGGCAAAAAAACAACUUUUGAUACAAAUGUAAAUGAUAACGUUGCAACAUCAUCAUCUCAGCCAUCACCACCAACAGCAUUAUCAGCUACAUUAUCAUCCAUUGAAGCAUAUGAUGUAAAGGAGAAAUUUUAUGCAAAAACUGCUGAUAUAGCUACAACAAGUGUUGUUGUUAAUAAUUUAUCAUCAAAUCAUAAAAAUAAUAAUAAUAAUAAUAGUAUUACUAAUGCUAACAUUGGCAAUAGCAUUUGUAAUAAUCAUAUGCAUAACUUCGAUUCAAAUGCAAAUAAUGUCAGCAACAAUUUAUCAUUGUCAUCGACAUGUUUCAAUGCUCCAUUACAGCAGCAAUCACCAACACUCACUGUUACGGAUGCUUUAGUUAUAACAAAGAGUUCAAAGGAUACAGAUGAAAAAGAAAUUUAAAAUUUAUCACAUAAAUUACAAUUAUAUAUUCAAUAUUUAUUCAAGUUUCUUUCAUUUUAUUCUAUGAUAGGAUAUUCUUUUCCUAUUUUGUUCGAAUUUUAAAAGUUAUUCUUUUUUUAUGACCUAAGACUUUUAUGCGAAACUUUCGAGUUUUAUACUUGUGGUAGUUCCAAAAAUACUGGUCGUCAAAGCUGUUGAAUUAAAUGCAAAAAAUAAAUUUACACUUAUAAUACAGUUUA